GGGGGCGUGGUAACAUAGACAACAAACUGCAACACAAACAAGAAAACUUCAGAAGAGAAACAUGGAUGUUGAGGAGUUGCUGACAUUUAAGCCUGUAAACACACCCAAGAGACCUCAGGACGAUGAACCUGGAAGGUCGGACGAUGGUCCUGGCGAGUAUGAAAGGUACAGAAAAAUGCGCCGGCUGGAUGAGCGGCCAAGUUCUAUCAGGAAAAGAGACGAGCAAGUUGCACCACCAAAAUUCAGAGAGGAGCCGGAUGACAAUAGACAGCGAAUUAAACAACUCGUUGAUUCUCUUGAAAAUGCUCCUGAGGGGGAGUCUGAUGUUCUGGAUGAAACUGCUAUGAAAAGAAUGGUUCUUUUAUUCGAAAAACGGGCCCUGAAAAAUCAAGAAAUGAGAAUCAAAUUCCCAGAUUCUCCGGAAAAGUUCAUGGAGUCUGAGGUAGAACUUCACACAACCCUCACUGAGUUGAGAGCAUUAGCGACGGUGCCUGAGUUGUACCCAAAGUUGGUAGAGCUAGGUGCUGUCCCGUCCAUGCUGGAACUCCUGGCCCACGAAAACACAGACAUAGCCAUUGCUGUCGUCAAUCUGCUGCAAGAACUGACAGACGUAGACACUUUGAACGAGAGUCAAGACGGAUCAGAGGCUUUAGUGGAUGCGCUAAUGGCUGGACAAGCUUGCGCGCUGCUAGUGCAAAAUCUAGAGAGGUUAGAUGAAAGUGUGCCUGAAGAAGCUGAAGGAGUGCACAACACGCUAUCCAUAUUUGAGAACAUCACAGAAGUUCGAUCAGAAGUUUGCAGUGAUGCAGCCGGCCAGGGACUGAUGACCUGGAUUUUGAAAAGAUUGAAAGCUAAAAUGCCAUUCCAUGCUAACAAGCUUUACGCCAGUGAAAUUUUGUCUGUCUUGCUGCAGAACACGAAUGCCAACAGGCAACUCUUAGGCGAUUUGGAAGGCAUUGAUAUUUUGCUCCAGCAACUUGCCUACUAUAAAAGGCAUGACCCAACCUCUGCUGAGGAACUGGAAAUGAUGGAGAAUCUAUUCAACUGUCUCUGCAGCAGCCUCGUUUUGCCAUCAAAUAGAGAUAAGUUUCUUAAGGGCGAGGGACUGCAACUCAUGAAUCUGAUGUUGAGGGAAAAGAAACUGUCAAGAAAUGGUUCGUUGAAAGUUUUGGAUCAUGCGAUGUCAGGUCCAGAUGGAAAGGACAACUGCAACAAGUUUGUUGACAUUCUGGGCUUGCGGACAAUAUUUCCUCUGUUCAUGAAAACACCGCCCAAGAGCAAAAAGAGGACAAUGUCAACAGAAGAGCAUGAAGAGCACACUUCUUCGGUUAUUGCCAACAUGUUAAGAAACUGUCGAGGAAACCAAAGGACAAGACUCUUGACUAAAUUUGCUGAAAAUGACCAUGAAAAAAUCGAUCGUCUGCUGGAGUUGCAUUUCAAAUAUUUAGAAAAAAUGGAAAAGGCAGAUGUUGCAAUCGACGAAGAUUUGAAGAGGAAACGCCAAGAAGACAGUGAUGAAGAGGAGGACGAAGAGUCUGUCUUUUUGAAGCGUCUCGAUGCUGGACUCUUCACCUUGCAGUUGAUCGACUAUAUUAUUCUGGAAAUUUGCUGCAGUGGUCAGCCAUCUAUCAAGCAAAGAGCAUUACAAAUGCUCAACCUCAGGGGUGGUUCCACUAAGACCAUCAAGCAUAUAAUGCGAGAAUACGCUGGAAAUCUUGGAGACCUUGGCGACAAGGAGUGGAGAACUCAAAUGCAACAACACAUUUUGAACCUGGUGGACAAAUUUUAAUUUCUCUUGUCGAUUAAUAAAGUUUGAUAUAAUUACUUCAUUGAAA
Molecule: messenger RNA, 1835 nt
Organism: Cloeon dipterum
Lineage: Eukaryota; Metazoa; Arthropoda; Insecta; Ephemeroptera; Baetidae
Product: beta-catenin-like protein 1
Exons: 10
Coding region: 62-1789 (575 amino acids)
Cellular component (GO): spliceosomal complex
Source: RefSeq, a predicted model, not a curated record